This is a messenger RNA of Acomys russatus (golden spiny mouse), 534 nucleotides long. Its product is annotated as acyl-CoA-binding domain-containing protein 7-like. The coding region runs from base 1 to 333 and encodes 110 amino acids. Lineage: Eukaryota; Metazoa; Chordata; Mammalia; Rodentia; Muridae. Gene Ontology annotation, molecular function: fatty-acyl-CoA binding. Gene Ontology annotation, biological process: fatty acid metabolic process. The transcript has 2 exons. The record is from RefSeq and is a predicted model, not a curated record.
AUGUGCUACAGAUACCACACAUUCAGCCGAGAGCCAUCGCAUUCUGUACCUCAUCUCAUCACUAUAUCCCUGCAGGCUGAUUUUGACCAGGCUACACAAGACGUGAGGAAGUUGAAAAGUAGACCAGAAGAUGAAGAACUCAAAGAACUCUACGGGCUCUACAAACAGUCCAUCAUUGGGGACAUCAACAUCGGUGCAUGUCCAGCAAUGUUAGACUUAAAGGGCAAGGCCAAGUGGGAAGCGUGGAACCUCCAAAAAGGGUUGUCAAAGGAAGAUGCCAUGAGUGCUUAUAUUUCUAAAGCAAGACAGCUGAUUGAGAAAUAUGGAAUUUAGAAUUCGACUAAGGAAACAGAUGUCCUUUGGAAGCUGUCAUAGGCAUUAGUGACCAAAUCAUGGGUACUUUUUUAUUAGCAUGAAGUAUAUUACUUAGUACUAUGUCAACACAGUUCCUCAAUUUUACUUGCUUGAGCAAGAUGACUUUAAAAAUUCCUUUCAAAAGUUGUUUUAUAGUAUGCAUAUAAACUCUAAUAAAUG